UGCUCUCCCGCUUGCCCGUCAGUCACGGGGGCGAGGCCGCUCGGGCUGUCGCUGGGGCGAUGGCGGUGGAGACUCUGUCCCCGGACUGGGAGUUUGACCGUCUGGACGACGGCUCGCAGAAAAUUCAUGCUGAAGUCCAGCUGAAGAAUUAUGGGAAAUUUCUUGAGGAGUACACAUCCCAGCUCAGAAGAAUUGAAGAUGCGCUGGAUAGCUCUGUUGGUGAUGUGUGGGACUUCAGGCUUGACCCUAUAGCACUAAAGUUGUUGCCUUAUGAACAGUCUUCCCUUUUGGAGCUCAUAAAGACAGAAAACAAGGUCUUAAACAAAGUCAUCACUGUGUAUGCUGCUCUUUGUUGUGAAAUCAAGAAAUUAAAAUAUGAGGCUGAAACUAAAUUUUACAAUGGUCUUUUGUUUUAUGGGGAAGGAGCUACAGAUUCCAGCAUGGCAGAGGGCGAUUGCCAAAUCCAGAUGGGGAGAUUCAUUUCGUUCUUACAGGAACUCUCUUGUUUUGUUACAAGGUGCUAUGAAGUGGUGAUGAACGUAGUCCAUCAGUUGGCCGCCCUUUAUAUCAAUAACAAGAUUGCCCCCAAAAUCAUAGAAACAACUGGAGUUCAUUUUCAGACCAUGUAUGAGCACUUGGGAGAGCUGCUGACGGUUUUACUCACGCUGGAUGCAAUCGUUGAGAAUCAUGCCACCUUGAAAGACCAUUGGACAAUGUAUAAAAGGUUACUGAAGUCUGUCCACCACAAUCCUUCAAAGUUUGGGAUCCAGGAAGAAAAACUGAAGCCAUUUGAGAAGUUUUUGCAAAAACUAGAAGGACAGUUACUUGAUGGAAUGAUAUUCCAGGCCUGCAUAGAGCAACAGUUUGAUUCCGUUAACGGAGGAGUAUCUGUGUCAAAGAAUAGCACUUUUGCUGAAGAAUUUGCGCAUAGUAUACGCACGAUUUUUGCAAACGUAGAAGCCAAACUCGGUGAACCCUCUGAAAUUGACCAGAGAGACAAGUACGUUGGAGUCUGUGGACUUUUUGUGUUGCACUUCCAGAUUUUUCGGACUGUAGAUAAAAAAUUUUAUAAAUCUUUACUGGACGUUUGUAAGAAGGUACCGGCCAUCACUUUAACUGCUAACAUGAUUUGGUUCGCGGAUAACUUUUUGAUCCAGAAGAUGCCAGCAGCUGCCAAACUCCUUGACAAAAAAAGCCUUCACGCCAUUAAAACGCACAGGGACGCUUUUCUGCAGCAAAAGGCCCAGUCACUUACCAAAGAUGUGCAGUCUUACUACGUCUUUGUUAGCUCAUGGAUGAUGAAAAUGGAAUCCAUUUCAUCUAAAGAACAGCGAAUGGAUAAGUUUGCUGAAGACCUCACCAAUAGAUGCAAUGUUUUUAUACAGGGUUUUUUAUAUGCAUACAGCAUUAGCACCAUUAUUAAGACUACAAUGAAUCUCCACAUGUCCAUGCAGAAGCCCAUGACCAAAACUUCAGUCAAAGCCUUAUGCAGACUUAUUGAGCUCCUCAAGGCAAUAGAGCAUACGUUUUACCGAAGAAGUAUGGUUGUGGCUGAUUCUGUUUCGCACAUAACCCAGCACCUUCAGCAUCAAGCUCUUAAUUCUAUUUCCGUGGCCAAGAAAAGAGUAAUUUCGGACAAAAAGUAUAGUGAGCAGCGCCUUGAUGUCCUCUCUGCCCUCGUGUUGGCUGAGAAUACUCUGAAUGGGCCAAGCACCCGUCAGAGGCGCCUCAUCCUUUCCUUGGCUCUGAGUGUGGGCACCCAGAUGAAAACAUUUAAGGACGAAGAGCUCCUCCCUCUCCAAGUAGUGAUGAAAAAACUGGAUCUCAUUAGUGAACUUAGAGAAAGAGUUCGAACGCAGUGCGACUGCUGUUUCCUUUACUGGCAUCGAGCUGUCUUUCCAAUUUAUUUAGACGAUGUGUAUGAAAAUGCUGUUGAUGCAGCUAGAUUACAUUACAUGUUCAGUGCUUUGCGGGACUGCGUACCUGCUAUGAUGUGUGCAAGACAUUUAGAGUCUUAUGAAAUCCUUCUGAAUUGCUAUGACAAGGAGAUUAUGGAAAUUUUAAAUGAGCAUCUGCUGGAGAAGUUGUGCCGGGAGAUUGAGAAGGACCUGCGUCUGUCUGUGCACACCCACCUCAAGCUGGAUGACCGAAACCCGUUCAGAGUCGGCAUGAAGGACCUGGCCCUUUUCUUCUCUCUGAACCCCAUUCGUUUCUUCAAUCGCUACAUUGACAUCAGAGCUUUUGUAACACAUUAUUUGGACAAGACUUUCUACAAUCUAACAACGGUUGCUCUUCACGACUGGGCCACUUACAGCGAAAUGAGAAAUUUAGCAACUCAGCGUUAUGGCUUGGUCAUGACGGAGGCCCAUCUUCCCAGUCAGACUUUGGAGCAGGGUCUGGAUGUUUUGGAAAUCAUGAGAAACAUUCACGUCUUUGUGUCCCGGUACCUCUACAACCUCAAUAAUCAGAUAUUCAUCGAAAGGACGAGCAACAACAAGCAUUUGAAUACGAUUAACAUCCGCCACAUCGCGAACUCGAUCCGCACGCACGGGACGGGAAUCCUGAACACCACCGUGAAUUUCACCUACCAAUUUUUGAGAAAGAAGUUCUACAUUUUUAGCCAGUUCAUGUAUGAUGAACACAUCAAAUCCAGAUUGAUUAAAGAUAUCCGGUUUUUCAGGGAAGUCAAGGACCAAAACGAUCAUAAGUAUCCUUUUGAAAGAGCAGAGAAAUUCAACAGAGGAAUCAGAAAACUUGGAAUAACACCAGAUGGCCAGAGUUACCUCGAUCAAUUCAGACAGCUUAUCAGCCAGAUAGGGAAUGCGAUGGGCUACGUGCGCAUGAUCCGGUCGGGCGGGCUCCACUGCAGCAGCAACGCCAUCAGGUUUGUUCCUGAUCUCGAAGAUAUUGUCAAUUUUGAGGAGCUGGUUAAAGAAGAAGGGCUUUCAGAAGAAACACUCAAAGCAGCAAGGCAGCUGGACUCAGUCCUCAGUGACCACACACGGAAUUCUGCAGAAGGCACAGAGUAUUUCAGAAUGCUUGUGGAUGUUUUCGCUCCUGAAUUCCGGAGUCCCAAGAAUGUGCACCUUCGAAAUUUCCACAUCAUCGUCCCUCCCUUGACCCUCAAUUUUGUAGAACAUUCCAUUAGCUGCAAGGAGAAAUUGAAUAAAAAGAAUAAAAUGGGAGCAGCUUUUACCGAUGAUGGCUUUGCCAUGGGUGUGGCUUAUAUUCUCAAGCUCCUAGAUCAGUACCAGGAGUUUGAUUCGCUUCACUGGUUCCAGUCUGCCAGAGAGAAGUACCUCAAGGAGAUGAGGGCCGUGGCCAAGCAGCAGAACGUGCAGUCAGCCGGCCAGGAUGAGAAACUGCUGCAGACGAUGAAUCUGACCCAGAAGCGCCUCGAUGUCUAUUUACAGGAAUUUGAAUUACUCUAUUUCUCACUGAGUAGUGCAAGAAUUUUCUUUAGAGCAGACAAGACUGCAGCUGAAGAAAACCAGGAAAAGAAAGAGAAAGAAGAAGAAAAUAAAACAAACAGUGAAGACCCCAUGCCCAGCAGCAACAGUUCUGCCCUCACUGAUCCUGUGGUGAAGUGAUUAUGAAGCUGGGCUUGGGAAGCACCAGGUAACCAGCAUUGUUUACACCGGCCGUUGUAGCUUGGACCUUAGGAGCCUUGAGAUACAUGGAUUAUUGACCGGGCCAGCCCAUCUCCAGACGUGCAAUGUCCCAGGCCUUCUUUGGGGGCCAGGCUUUAAAGCUAUGUCCAUUUUAAAGACUUUCAUUUUAGAAGGUGCUGAAAGAAUUUUCAAAAAUUGGUCCUGGCCUACAGUAGCCUACAAAAUGACAUGCUUAUUUUUGAAUGGUUAUGGUUUCAAGUUAUAGGAAUGCAAAUCUGAAUUCCUGGUCUGCUCUCUGCAGCUCUCUUGGCAUCCACGUGUAUGUUGGGAGUUUGUGUUGUGAUAGGCCAUUGAUUCAUGAUUUGCGUUAAAUCAGUUAAAGAUUUUCAACUAUCAUGGCAACAAAAUUUAAUAAAGAUACUGUGCAUAUCUAGCAAAUAUUAUUUAAAUAUAGAGAUUAAUGGUCAAAUUCUAAAAGCAUAUAUGACACUGUAAAGAGACUUAGAAUAAAACCGUUAAUAUGGCCUGGAUUGUUUAAUGGGCGCCCAGUCGAGGCAAUUUGGGAUCAUCCAUUAGUAACAUGCUGCGUAGACCUACCAGAGCUCUGGAAGCCUGCUGUGAGUCAUUGUGCACUCAGUUUACAUGCUCUGAAAACACUUAAACCGCAUUACAUUAAAUGAUAAUAUUGAAAGUUUGUUUCUUGGUACUCAUAAUUAAGGAAGAUUAAAGUGAGGGCCCAACUUCUUCAGAGACUGGUUGAGGACACUGUGGGACAGCUCUCAGAAUAAGAGAGGAAAGCUUAUUCCCACAUUCACACUCAGGUUUCUUUUUACAUCAAGCCUGAAUUCAAGGAAACUUUGAAAUGCCUUUUCUUUUAACAGGUUAUAAUCCAAGUGGAUUCACAUGAAAUAAUAUUUGCACUGUGCAGGCAUAAAAAAACUAACCACUGUGAGAAUAAGAUAUAAUAACCGAAAUCCAGCUUCCAGAAGCUCUGAGUAUCAUGGGCUGUUGGCCAGCUGCUAGUUUUAUUUUUGUCAAGUUGUACCAAUUAACACCUAAAAGGCCAAUCUUAGCAUAUUAAAAUGCAUUAAAAAGAUUACUUAGAAUAAAAAGGGGCUUAACUUUUAGUGUAAUUCAAAUUUAUAUCCAGGAAUGACUUGUUUUUCUAUUGCAUUUGCCUGUCCUAGUAUUUCUUUCAAGAAAUGCUGUAAUUUACUUCAGUGUUGGUCUUUUGAUUUCCACCCCUUGGGAGCAGUGCGCGGUGUCCUUCCAUCCUUUGUGGACUCAUUGGUGAGAGUCUGUGUUACCUCUUCCGGAGUCAACAUGUUUCAUUUGAAAGUCAAAGGAAUUGUUUUUGCUUCUUCUUUAAACAUGACCUAGCAUUAUGGAUUGGUAAUGUCCUGAAAGCAUUCACUCCUUGAUUUAUGCUUCAUCCUAACUGCAGAAAUGGCCCCUAAAGCACGCUGCAUAAUUCAUCCUUUUUAUAUUUGAAUGUUCUUAAAUGAUCUUGCAUUUAAUUGUACCAAAUUAGUCACUGCCUUGCAAUAAUCCCCACAGGAUUGCUGUUCUAACUUUAAACCCACACAUGAUGUCUAAUAUCAACUAAUUGUAAUUGGAGGGAGAACUGGCUCCCGCCUUUCAGUGGAGCUCACGAAACAUAUUGUCAGUUGAAGGCUUCCCCGUUACCAGGUGAAGCCGACACUUUUACCUCUAUUCUUACCUGGCCACCUGCCAUUGGGAAGGGUUGGGCAUUACUGUUCACAGUGCUUUGUCCCAUCUGUAGAGGGCUGACAAAUCCACGUGUGGGGCCAGACCGGUGUGAGGAUGCCACGGCGCUCGGCCACGCUCUGUUUGGCCGCAGAGCCAUAGGAAGACACAUGUACUCCUGUCCGUUGGACUUUUAAGACAGUGGUAACUUUCCUUGUUGAUUCCCAUAGCUUCCUGUUUUUCUAAUGUACUAUAAUUUAGGGAUGAAUGUAAGCACUCGUUGUAAGCUCUUUAAUAACAAAGAUAAUCAAAUUCUCAGGAAUUAAGGACCAAGUAUAACAUUGUCUCUUCUCUUUGUUAAAAAAUUAGGAUUUGUUUAACCUUAUUUCUGUUGUCAGCCUUCCUCCCCUCCACCCUCCCAUUUGUGGAGCAAAAUACACUCUGUACAUUAAACUGUCAGUAAAUUUAAUGAUUUUCAUUCCCCUGAAUUUUUAUGUUCAAAAUUAAAUGUCCUAUAAGAAAA
Messenger RNA from Phascolarctos cinereus (koala), 5841 nucleotides. RefSeq names its product WASH complex subunit 4 (gene WASHC4). Gene Ontology annotation, biological process: endosome organization; endosomal transport. NCBI's taxonomy places the organism in Eukaryota, Metazoa, Chordata, Mammalia, Diprotodontia, Phascolarctidae. Gene Ontology annotation, cellular component: WASH complex; endosome. The record is from RefSeq and is a predicted model, not a curated record.